UGAAUAUUAUUGCAUUGCUGUUGAAAAUGGCGUCAAGCUCGGAGCUGCCAGAAUAUUUAUCUCCAGUGAAACGUCGUAAAAUAGAACGUGAUACAUAUGAUGAAUCAGAAAGUUUAAAUAUCGAAUAUUCUGACGAUAAAAACACACAGGAUUCACAUCGUGGUGAUAUUGAAGAACCUCUAAGUGGUGAUAGUGGAUUUGCCGAUAUGAGUGAAGGAUCAAAAUCAAUGUCAAUAACACCAGAUCCAACACAAUCAUCAUCAACUGAUGAAUCAACGAGAGCUGAUUCAACUAGUGAUGACACUGGUUGCCUACUUGAUACAGCAGAUGAAAAAGACGAGGUAUCAUCAACCGUGUCAAAUUUAUCUGACUUAUCUGGUUUAUCAGAUUUAUCUGAGGAAACUGGUCACUUGUGGAGAAAUGCAUCAUCAUGGGUACAAAAACAAAUGUUAACUGGUGCUGAUCCACGUGAACUUCUUCAACAUUUACUUAUGGAUCCAACACAAAUACCAGAUAGAGUUGAUGAUUUAACACUUUGGAAACUUGUAUUAAAUAUAAUGUCUGAUCCACCAAGACGACAAAAAUUAAAUCAUAUUAAUACAUUAACAGAUGUUGUUAGAUUAAUACAAAAUAGUAAAAAAAUAAUAGUACUAACUGGUGCUGGUGUUAGUGUUAGUUGUGGUAUACCAGAUUUUAGAAGUAGAGAUGGUAUAUAUUCACGUCUAGCACAAGAUUUUCCAGAUUUACCAGAUCCACAAGCAAUGUUUGAUAUAAAUUAUUUUGGUCAAGAUCCAAGACCAUUUUUUAAAUUUGCACGUGAAAUAUAUCCUGGACAAUUUAAACCAAGUCCAUGUCAUAGAUUUAUUAAAAUGUUAGAAAAAAAUAAAAAAUUAUUACGUAAUUAUUCACAAAAUAUUGAUACACUUGAACAAGUUGCUGGUAUUGAAAAUGUUAUUGAAUGUCAUGGUUCAUUUGCAACAGCAUCAUGUACAAAAUGUAAAUAUCAAGUUACAGCUGAAGAUAUUAGAGAAGAUAUAUUUGGUCAAAGAAUUCCAUUAUGUAAAAAAUGUACUAAAAAUGCAUUACCAUCAUUAACAAAUUCAAUAACAAAUGAUAAAAAUUAUAGUGAUUUAGUUGGACAAGGUAUUAUGAAACCAGAUAUUGUAUUUUUUGGUGAAGGUUUACCAGAUGCAUUUCAUGAUGCAAUUGCUAAAGAUAAAGAUGAAUGUGAUUUAUUAAUAGUUAUUGGUUCAUCAUUAAAAGUACGUCCAGUAGCACUUAUACCAUCAUCAAUACCAUCACAUGUACCACAAAUAUUAAUUAAUCGUGAAUCAUUAUUACAUCUUAAAUUUGAUGUUGAAUUACUUGGUGAUGGUGAUAUUAUUAUAAAUCAAUUAUGUCGAUUAAUGGGUAAUCAAUAUGAAGAUAUAUGUUGGAAAAAAAAUAUAUUAGAUGAAACACCACAUUUAUUACCACCAAGAUUUGUUGAUGAUCCAUGGGAUAGAAGUCGUGAUACAUCAACAACACAUGAUUAUUCACAAGAUAAUAGUACAGAAGAAUUAUUUAAAACAAAUCAUAGCCAUCAUCAUAAUCAUCAAAAUAAUAUAUCAAAUGAAAGCCAAGAUAGUUUAUUAAUAAAUGCAAAUACAACACCAAAACAUAUGGAUAAUUCUGAUAUAUGUAUAUCACCAUUUCAUGCUGGACAUAUGGACAGUGGAGAUGCUAGUUUUUCAUUACUUGGUGAAAGUCCAAAAAGACGUCUUGGUGAUUCAAGUGUUGAAAGUAGUCCAAAAAGAAUACAUCUUGCAAAUUCAUCAAUAUCAUCUGAUACAACAAUAACAUCACCAUCAUCAUCAUCAUCGACGGCGGCGACGACGACAACAACAGCAGCACAAAACACAUCAAUUGAUAAUGAUAAAAUAAAUACAGCAUCAAGAUAUACACGUGUUAUAUCGGUUGAAUCAACAUCAGAAAAUAAUGGACAAAUAUUUAAUUUAGAAGAAUGUCAUGUUGUGCCAAGAAUAAUUGAUAAUUCACAAGAUUCAAUACAAUCAUCAAUUGAUCAAACACAAUCAUCAAUUGAUUAUACAAAUGAUAAUGAUUUUGUUAUAAAUGAUGAUGAACAAAUUGAUAAUGAUAAAUUAAAUAUUAAAGCAAGACAUGCAUCAAUUGAUUCAGCAAUUGAUUCUGGUAUUGGUGAUAGUUGUAAUAGUGUUGAUAGUCGUGAUGAUAAAGAUGGAACAGCUGAUUUAGAAAGACGUUGGCAAACAGAUAUGAAAGAAAGUCUUGCAAGUAGAUUACCAGAUAAUACAUAUUAUCAAGUAUCACCAGGUAAAUAUAUAUUUCCUGGUGCUGAAAUUUAUUUUGAACCUGAAGAUUUUGAACAGUGUUCACCUUCAUCACGAUCUCCAACAGUAUCAUCGAUAACAUACGCUGAAGACAACCGAGCAACGUAAGAUCAUCAGCAAUAUAUAAUGGUAAUUUAAUAAAUAAAAAAAUUAAUUAAUUAAAUAAUUAAAUGUAACGUGAGGUUACGAAAUCGUGCAAUUUAGUUCUUUCACAUCUGUAAAAUAUAUAUAUUGCUGACUCUUAUUAGCAAAUUAAUUCAACAGUUGUGAUGGAACUCUAAAAAAAAAAAGAAAGAAAGAUGUUAUCACAAAGUUCGAUUUAUUUGCCACACUUUUCGGAAAAGUUGGUGUGUUUAUCAAUGUAACAUUGCUAAAGAGUCAAUCAGUAAGAAAAAAAAAAAAAAAAGAAAAGACCUGUUUAAAGACUCAAUUGUAAAUCAGAGUAUUAAAAAUCGAAUUUCACGUUUUACUAUAAUAUCAGAUAAUAACGUCUUCCAUCAAUUUUUGAUCUUUCGAAUAUUGCCAAAUUGAUUGAUUAUUAUUUCUUUUGUUUUUUCGUUGCUGUGAUUUUUAAUUUUUAAAGCUAAAAAGCUCUAUUUAAAUUCAAAAAUUAUUCAACAAUCUAAGCUUAAAUUUUAAAUUUCAAAAAUAAUUUAAUUGUACAGACAAAAUUAAUCGUAUUUAGCAAAAUAAAUGUGCAUAAUAAAACGAAGCAUAAAGUAAUACUAGCUAUGCAAAUUUUAAUAGAUACUAAAUUAAUUACAAACUAAAAAAAAAAAAGAUUUAAUCUUGUAUCUUCUAAAGACAAACGUUUGGAUUUUACACAUACUUCAAUGAUUGUCUUUAGAAAUUGAUUAAUAAUUUUUUUUUCAUUUUAAAUAAUAAUAAUAUAAUUAAUUUCAUAAACUGAAUAAUUUAUUUAAACGUAUAUCUAAUUUUUCAAAAUCAUAGAAACUUUUUUUAAUUAUUUUGUAUUAAUAUUAAAUAUUAUUUAUAUAUUUUAAUUUUUUUUUAGUUGAAAUUUCAAAAAGUACAUUUAUCUUUUUUCUAAAAUAUUUGAUCGAUUUUGAUUCCCUGGUUUCUCUGGGUCACAGGCAAAAUGUACAAAGCAAUGCCCGAUAUCUAUGCAUUGCGUGUUAUUUUUUAUAUUAAAAAACGAAAAAAACGAAAAAAAAAAAUAAAAAACAAAUGUGUUGUGUGACUUGAGAAAAAUUGUAUAAAAAUAAAUUCGCGAAAUAAUAUAAAUUAUCGUAAUAAUUAGGUAAUAUUCAUGGCGAAUUAUGUCGUGUGAAUUAAUAAGGUUGUGUGAAUGUUAACUGUGAAAAAAAAAAAAACAAAAAUAUAUUUAAAUUAAAAAAAGAACAAAUAAAAAAAUUAAUAGAAAAUUUAUGAAAAAUUAAAAACGCGAUAUUAUUAGUGCUUAUUUAUAAAAUUUAAAUUUAUCACGUAUUAGCUACAUAGCUAAUGUUUUUUUUUUUCACUAAACAAAAAUUAUUUAUACAGUAAAAUAAAUAAUAUAAAUUGCACACUGGUGCUACAAUGAGAAAGAAAGAAAGAUAAAAAAAAAAAAGAAAAAUUAAAUAUAAAUCAGCUGACAUUUUUAUUUAAAUUAAUUUUUGCUUUGUACAAACUUGCACUUAUUUAUAAUUAUUGAAAAGAAAAGAAAAAAAAAAAAAAAAACUACAACAAAAGGAUACCUAGUUUUUUUUUUUUUUUUUUUUCUCUCUAAAUUAAAACUUUUUUUUAUUUAUAAUUAAAUUUCGAAAUCGCAAUCAUGGUAUCGGAUUAUUUAUUAAAAUAUAAAUUAAGUAAAAAAUAGAAAAAAGAAGAAAAAAAAAUCACAGUCAUUGGUAGAACUGAAAAAAAAAAAAAAAUUAAAAAGAAAGAUAAGAAAAAAAAUUUUAUAUUAUCUGGCGAAAGAUGAACCGAUUUCUUUCAACAGUACUGACUUUUUUUUUUUUUUAUUUUUUCAAAUAUAAGUUUAUAAAACUUACUGUAUGUAAAUAUUUAUUAUUAUUUUUAUUAUAGGAAGCCGAUUAUUUUGUCAAAAUGGAUUUAACUGUUUUUCAUCAUAUCAUAUUUUAUUAUUACUAUUAUAAUAUUUUUUUUUUUCUUUUUUUAUAUUAACAAUUUGUUAUUUGAUGAAUUUCAGAACGAUGCCAAAAUGACAAAAUACUCGGGCACAAAAAUUCUGAGUUUUUUAUAAUUUGUUAUUUAAUAUAGUUAAAAUAAUAUAAAAAAAAAAAAAAUGAAAAAAUGAAGUGUUCUCUUUAUUAUUAUAAAUGUUGUAAGAAUUUUUGUUUCUUCCGGUAUUACUAACUUAUAAGUUAAAAACGUGAAUUAAACACUUUUUAUAUUAUUAAAAAAAAAAAGAAAAAAAAUUUAAAAAAAAAGCAGUUUAUUUAUUAUGUUACCUGAUUACAAUGAUGAAUAAAAUUAUCAAUCAUUUUGUCGAUAAUAUUAUCAAUAAAAAAAUAAUUCACUUACAUUAAAUUCAUUGGUGUGAGUGUGUGUUGGUCUAAACUAUUUUUCUACUAUUAAAUAUUGUCUAAUAAAUAAUAACAAACUAUUAAAAAAAAAAAAA
This is a messenger RNA of Aphidius gifuensis, 4932 nucleotides long. RefSeq names its product NAD-dependent histone deacetylase sirtuin-1 (gene Sirt1). The record is from RefSeq and is a predicted model, not a curated record. Gene Ontology annotation, molecular function: NAD+ binding. The transcript has 4 exons. Bases 27 to 2456 code for a protein of 809 amino acids. Lineage: Eukaryota; Metazoa; Arthropoda; Insecta; Hymenoptera; Braconidae.